AUGGCGUCGUUUCGUAAUGAGCCGAGUACAACAGGAAAGGUGUUGGUCUAUACAUCGAAAGGGCCUUUGGAAAUUGAGUUGUGGUGUCGUGAGUGUCCGAAAGCUUGUCGUAACUUUAUUCAGUUGUGCAAGGAUGGUUAUUACAAUGGCUGCCAGGUGCACCGGAUUAUCAAGGGCUUCAUAUUGCAGACUGGCGACCCGACGAACACUGGCUUUGGAGGAGAGUCCAUAUACGGCCCGCAGGGUUUCCCUGUGGAGACGCAUGGCCGCCUCUUAUUUCGGUAUCGAGGUCUGGUAGGUAUGGCGACAAAGGACGAAACCGCUGCAAGAGACGUUCGCGAAGAGCUGUCGGCAGCUAGAGAAGGGACUGCUCGCGUGAGCAAGACCAACGGGUCACAGUUCUUUAUUACGCUCGAUCGCUGUGACGGCCUGAAUAAGGAUAUGACCUUGUUCGGCAAAGUGGUUGGAGAGUCGCUGUGGAACCUGAGUGCACUCGCCGAUUGUGAGAUCGACCCCGAGACCGACAAACCUUACUACCCGCCUGUUAUCAACAAGACCGAGGUCAUUCAGGACCCUUUCGGUUGCAAAGCCCGAAAAACUGAACCCGACAAGCCGUUGCAUGACCCAAAGCAGGAGGCUCAGACGGAACCAAUCACGCAGCAAGAGGUUCAGCGAAAAAUCAACUCCAGGUUUCAGCAACUCGCUCAGUCAAAACCCUCAUUCCUAUCCUUCAACCCCGACGACCUCCUCGACGACGAUCUCCUCGACGACGAUCUCCUCAACGACGAUCUCCUCGACGACGAUCUCCUCAACGGCGACCUCGCAGAACAACACCUGUCUCGCGACGGGGACGGUCGUCAAGACACAAGAGGGCAGCACAGUGGAAGGGGCUUGAAACUUGCCUCCAUAAAUGAUUUGGUUAACAAAUUACAGACAACAGAAACGAAGGAACAAGUAGAUGAAGAACAAGUAGAUGAAGAACAAGUAGAUGAAGAGACGCAAAGAAUGCUGCGGCUCAUAGAGGAAAAGAGUCGGGAGGUUGCUGACUUGCGAGAGCGGCUUCGAACAAGCGGUGGCGAUGCAACGGUCGGUCUUAUUGAAUCUCCACAGCGGCGCGGGCAGAACGACAUCCCAGGUCAGCACUCUCAAGACCAGCAAGGGUUCCCAGACCGGACCUCCCCGGAGGGGGCCUCUCCACACGAGAGGUCUCCGAAUAAGGUCCUUCCACAGGGGAGAUCGGACGGUGGCUUUCCACAGCAGUUGGAGAGGGAGUUUAAGGACUCGGAUUCCGUGGUGGAGGAUGCGAGUUAUAGGAAGCAGGAUGUCGAAAAGUUGGUGAUAAAAAAGGGGCUUGGGAGUCGUAAGCGGCUGGAGGUCGAGGCCGCCAACGUACAAGACAACGACCUGUAUGCUGACCCCCGGGAGCGGAUCAAGCGUCUCCGGCAGCAUCAAGGCAAGUUGCACGGACGGAAGGAAAAAGCGGCGCAGCAAAAGCUUGCUGACUUCCAAAAUAGGCUGCGCAAUGCCGGCAGGCCAGGCGAUUGGUUCUCGGAAAGACUCAAUUUCCCAGUGGACUCCUCCAACGCCUACGACCAGGCCGCAGACUGA
Molecule: messenger RNA, 1608 nt
Organism: Gregarina niphandrodes
Lineage: Eukaryota; Apicomplexa; Conoidasida; Eugregarinorida; Gregarinidae
Product: peptidyl-prolyl cis-trans isomerase, cyclophilin-type
Exons: 1
Coding region: 1-1608 (535 amino acids)
Biological process (GO): protein peptidyl-prolyl isomerization; protein folding
Cellular component (GO): catalytic step 2 spliceosome
Molecular function (GO): peptidyl-prolyl cis-trans isomerase activity
Source: RefSeq, a predicted model, not a curated record